UUAUGUAAAUAUAAAAGAGAAUUUAUUAUAUCUUAGAUAUGUGCAUUUUGUGAAAUGGAAAACACUUAAAGUCGCUAAAAUAGCUUAUGCGUCGACGCCUAAAUUGAAUAAAAUUAACCAAGAUGGGUAACGUUUGCAGUUCUGGCGAUAAAAGAAAAAAAGACAGCAUAUCAGAGAAAUCAGAUGAUUCCUCGCCGUAUCAAGAAGCCAAUAAAAAGGAAAUUCAAUUAACAUCGGUUGGGAAUAAUAGUGAGAAACUUGCUCCUUUGGCCGAUCCAGAGCCUGUGCCGCCAGAUGUGUCGUUCGCUAUUAAAGGCGCAAACAAUGAAGCUCAACAAACACCCAACGAAGCCAAUAAAGACGCUACAAAAGGAAAUCAAUGUAUGGAGAAAGAUUCCGAAACAACUACACCACAAACUUUGAAUGCACCUUGCGAUAUUCCGAAUCAAAAAACUGCACCCAACAAUUUAGCUAUACUUCAAGGCAAACCUCCGCCUGGACGGAAAAUCGAAAGGGAUAAAAAGAUUGUGAUUUAUAUUUUAGCGAAUAAUAGUCCUGAAUAUAAGAAGCACAAGCGCGUUGUGCAUAGUCUCUUCAAGCAGUUUGUGAGUAAAUGUCAAAGUAAGGGUUUCGAUUUCUUAAUCUCCGAUGUGCAUGAGAAUGAUAUAGGGGCUAAGAAAGACUUUGGUAAAUUACAAGAAGUUAAGCGCUGGACGCAAAGCCCACAAGAAGCACAGGGUGGUCAUGAAGAGGCCGCAAAUUGUCUAUCAGAAAUAUCUAGACAUAAUUCCACCGCAUACAUUAUACCAGUACUGUUUCUCGGUUCAUCACUUGGUACACCAAUGCUACCCUUAACUAUUGAAAGUCAAGAUUUCACUUCCGUUCUGAGUGUGGCAAGUGAAGAGGAGCGUGUUCUCUUGGAGAAAUGGUACACCAUUGACAACUCAUAUCAACCAAUGUGUCAUCGUUUGUAUACGCAGCAAAUCGAUACGUAUUCAACAGAAGUUAACGAUGAAUUGAACCACUUACUGGAAGUGUUACUACGUCUAUUUUCCGAUGAUUUAAAAGACUCGUAUUUAACAACUGUAGUUGAACAAGAGAUUAAUAAUACCGUACUUAUAAGUCAAGAGCACGCUAAGCGUUGCAUCUGGAUACAAACUGGUGCACAAUACACAAAAUUACCAGAAAAUGCCUCGCAAUUGGAUGCCGAAGUUUUGAGACGUAUCACCAAGGUGUAUACCGAAUUGAAGACACAUCUGUCGGAGAAAAAUCUCAUUCGAAUUUUACCCACUAUGAAUAUAUUGGAUGAAGAGUUGACGGCAGUUAUCGAAAAUUUGCUGGAUAAAUCGAUAACUUCCAUAUUUGAGGAACAUCAAAAUAAAAAUAGUAUUCCUUAUAAUACGAAUGGCGUAGAUAAAGUACUCCUGGAAGAGGCACAUCUUAUUGCACACUACUCUAAGAUAUUGGCACAAAAUUCAGCUAAUUUCGACAUUAUGAAUGAUGUGAAAAGAUAUAUAAAAGAUAAUACGCAAUGGCCGUUGAUUAUAUCCGGAGCAAAUGGCUGUGGGAAAAGUGUUCUAGCCUCUAAAAUAAUGGAAAACGUUCAUAGAUGGAAGCCAGAUGCUCAUUUAAUAUUAAGAUAUGCGAAUUUGACAGUUCGAUCUUCCGAUUUAACAUCUCUAUUGGGCUCCAUAACAGAUCAAUUAUCAGUUUUGGUAAAUGGCAGUCAGUGUAAUUGUGAGCAUACAAUAGAAGGUUAUUCGAAUACACUGAAAGAGUUGCUGGAAAAGAAAGACUUCUUCGUUGUCUUAAUUAUCGACUCUCUGGACGAAAUCGUACGGGAAGAAGGUUUAAAUUGGCUGCCAUUGCAAUUGAAUGGCACCACCAAAGUCAUACUGACCGUUACCGAAAUGGAGAAUAUAGAGGAAUCGUUGACAUUGUCCAAUUUAUGCGAACUCGGUAUACCGAAUAAGUGUUUCAUGAAAAUGAAACAAUUUACUGAAAGACAAUGGAACGAUAUAUUGAGCUCGGGUGGUAGUGAAUUCUACGCGUCUAACGGUGCACUCAAAUUACCCGAAGAAUGGAAACUGUUGCGUGGCAAAACACCACUGCAUGCCAAAUCUUUAUGGUGGCUAGCAUGGUUAUCACACAUGUCCAUUAGUAUAACAGAUAUAUCGGAUGUCUUAGAUAAGAUGUUGCAAAUUUUAGAGACGAAAUUUCAAACGGAACAUGUUGAACUAAUGUUACUCAUUGUCGCCGUCUCCGAGUGGGGUAUACGCGAGAGUGAUUGUUUGGGUGUUUUCCAAAAGCAAACGCAAUUAGAAGCGCAGGUCGCUUUUAAGAUUUGGUCGAAAUUUUGCUGGUUAAUGGGACCAAUGUUAUUAUUUCUAAAAAAUAUACGUAUAGCCGAUAAAAGUUUUCGAAAUGCUAUUUUCAAGAGAUACACACACAAAAGGUGGCUGGUACACAAAACAAUACGCGACUACUUUGAUCGUCAACAGAGCAUACUGCCAAAUGGUACCGGGAAUGGUCAUAUAACAAAUUAUAAUUAUCAAAAGUACUUAAAACUGCCUUAUCAUCAUUUUUGUGCCAUAGUUGAGGAUAAUGCCACAGCUGAUAAAAUUGAAAUGCUCUUCAACUGUUUCUAUUUCACGGAUCUGCAGUGGAUUGCCGAUAAAGUUCACUCGAAUGGUCCAGCGUAUUUAAUGCAUGAUCUAUUAGUUUCGGAAAAACUUGCACAAACCACCGAACAGUCAUGGAUUCAUAUUACAUUUUUGAAAGAGUUUUUGAAAAAUUAUAUGCGUGAACUCAACUACGAUGGCCAUCAAUUCUUCACUCUAAUCAAAUAUUAUCUCAAAGUACGCAUAAGAGAUGAUCUAACAUUGAAGGAUGAUGAAAAAAUACGUUCGUGGUUGGAAUUCACAAAUGAAAUAGAAAUACCAUUUAUGGAGAUAUUAAAUUCGAAUUUGGCCCCUGAUGAGGGCGACGCAACUAGUAGUAGUUAUGAUGUUUUGGUCAAUUUACCGCAAAAGGGUUAUUAUGUAGCAUCGAUAAGUACCGAACGGGAGGAGAUAUGCAUAUGGGACGUACAAAAUUGUACGCGUGUACGUCAGUUGUUGGGAAUACCACAGCCGACUUCGAUGUGUCCAGUCGGUACUUAUGAGGCGGCCGUAUUGUGUCGUCGGGAGAUUAAAGUGAUUAAUCUGGAUGAGGGAAAAUAUAAGAUUACUUUAAAAGGUGUUAUGAAUCAGAAAAUGCCAUAUUUCGGUUUGCACGAUCAAAACCAUGUCGUCUGUUUGUCGCGCAAUCGCAUGUAUGUGCAUCUCAUGAAUUUGGAGUCAGGAGACUGCGUUAUGACCUUCAAAGCCGGUGAGGAUCGUUUUCUCAACUCACUUUUAGUUUCCGGCGAUGGACGUAUACUCGUUUGCGGCGAUGAAACACAAAAACCCUUCCCACUUUUGGUUUGGCAUUUGUCGCAAAAGAAAUUACUCUACGACUUGCGCAUUCCACAUCAUGAUUUCAUAACCUCGCUAUCGGCUAUAACCUAUGAGGGUUCAUAUGUUUGUGUGGUGGCUAAGGAACUAAAUGAGCCCACACCCAAUUUUAUUGUUGUAUAUGAUUUACAAAGCGGCACAUUGUUCAAGAAGUGGAAGCCCGCCUGUAAUACGGUCUCGUUGGCGAUAUCUCAAUCGAAUGCUUGCGUCAUAGCUGGUUUAGAAGAUGCAAAAAUUUUGAUAUGGGACUUAAUAACGGGAAAUUGUAGAUCAACAUUGAUUGGCCAUAAUGCACCGGUGACAUUUUUAAAAUUAGAUCCAUUGGGAAAAGUAUUGCUGUCGCGAGACAAAGAUGGACGGGAUAACUCGAUACGUGUGUGGGAACUGAAUACAGGUAAAUCACUUGCCGUUUACAAGCCGCCUGGCCAAAUAACAGCCUGUGAGAUAUUACCCAACGGUGCAUUUGUAGUUGUAGCUUUGAGGAACAGAACUGAAUUAUUGACAUUGGCUUUAAAAAAUUAUGGAGAAGCUCCAGAUGAUAAUUGUUAUUUAUAUGGCAAUCAGGAUAACCAAAAUAAAACUUUUAAUCUUAAUUAA
This is a messenger RNA of Ceratitis capitata (Mediterranean fruit fly), 4091 nucleotides long. RefSeq lists its product as uncharacterized. Gene Ontology annotation, molecular function: ATP hydrolysis activity; protein binding. NCBI's taxonomy places the organism in Eukaryota, Metazoa, Arthropoda, Insecta, Diptera, Tephritidae. The transcript has 12 exons. Bases 123 to 4091 code for a protein of 1322 amino acids. The record is from RefSeq and is a predicted model, not a curated record.